This is a messenger RNA of Seminavis robusta, 3156 nucleotides long. The record is from the annotation of a GenBank genome assembly. NCBI's taxonomy places the organism in Eukaryota, Bacillariophyta, Bacillariophyceae, Naviculales, Naviculaceae.
AUGGCACACCACCAAGACAAAACGCAACAGCGAUCUUCCAUUAUUAAUAGUAGCCAAGGAAGCAACGGCAGUAGUAGCAAACGACGAUCGUCUUAUAUUCCCAAGUUUCUGGGGUUCAGCAGCAACGCCAGUCUCACAAGCAGUAGUAACAGUACCAUGAAGAAUAGCAAGUCCCUGGCGAAUAGCAAAUCCACACCGACACUCUCAUCUUCCGCCAAAAACGAAAAGAUGUUGAAGAAAAAGAGCAAGCAACCCAGCAGUCGAUCACUGUCUCCGAAACGACCAAACAUGAAGAUCUUUUCUGCCGCCAGUCUGCGCAACUUGAUGAGCGGAGGAUCGAGUACUUCCGGCGAUGACAACAAUAACAACAAGGACCGUCGUUCUCGUGACAACCGCAAGAAUGCUCCCGUCGUAGCUGCAACCACUACCGCCACCCCACCUGGUCUAAAACGCCGCAGCAUCCGUCCCUUGGUGAUGAGUGUCAAUUCGAGUAUUACCAUGAACUCCAGUUGGAGCAAUGGUCUCGAUUUGGAAGAAUUUGGAAUUACGGGAGAUGAACAAGGUUUGUUGCAGUCACGGUCCGACGGAUUGGAUGCCGCCCUUCCGCGUCCUGUGUUGCAACGCGAAGAGAGCAUGGACUCGGACAGCAAACCGCUGCGGCCACUGCGACGAUCGUCCAACGCGUCGCCCUUUCCAAUCGAUCCGUACCAUCAUUCUACGAAUCAUCAUCGACGCACGUCGCAUCAUCAUCAUCAUCAUCGUAACCAUAACCCUCAUUCCUCGUCCGUCACAUCCAACGGCACGAUGCAUUCCAGCAUUACCAUGACCGAUUUUGACAACAUUUUAGAAGGCAUUCCAUUGGCACAACCCAUGAUGGAACGGGGCAUUAGUAUGGAUUCCGAUUCCAAACCCUUGCGGCCGUAUCGACGACGCAGUUCCAGUACUACGGCCAUUUCCGCGUCACAAGCGAGUGGCAGUCGUCCCUUUCAAUCCUCGGCCACGUCCAUGGCAUCCAGUAUCACCAUGACCGAUUGGGAAUCCGACAUGAUGGACACGUCCGCACAACAGUUGUCAUUACUCCAAAGCACUACAGAACAUUCGUCCAAGACGACCAGUUCCGCCGUCACAUCCAAAUUGGCCAAACCCAAAUUGGUGCGCGGCGAAAGUCUCGAUAGUAAGGACUCCCAACCAAACCGACCGUAUCGACGCGAUUCCGAUUCCUCGUCCAAUCACAACAAUUCGGAUAUUCUAAAUGGCUGUGGACGACGGCACAGUCGCAAUCGGUGUCACAAUCAUCAUGGGACGGAUGUCGUUCCGAUUGUUCCACUCAUGAGACGACUCGAUACCAUAGUGUCGCUCGAUUGCCGACCGGUUCCUGGACGACAUCAUCCUGCACAUUCUGCUGCUGUACAAGAAGAAGAACAAAACAAUCAUUAUGACGACGAUGAAGGCUGCAGCUUUUGCGACGACAGCAAACCGUGUUGUCCCCAUCGCAAGGGUUCUCUCGUCGUCGCAACCAAUCGACAAGAAAUCAGUAUGGCCGACACGAGUUUGGACAGUCAGCCGAUUGCUCCGGGGCGACAAGAAAGUGGGGAAAUUUUGGAUGAUGCCAAUUUGGACAAUCAGCCCAUUGCGCCGGGACGACAAGAAAGUGCAGAGCUGUUGGAAACUACGAGUAGUAGUUUCGAUAGUCAACCUGUCGUGCCAGGACGACAAGCGAUGCUCGAUGCCAGUUACGACAGUCAACCCAUGGCGCCUGGACGACAAGAGAGUAUGGAAACUAUUACGGAGAUCGACACCAGUCUUCACAUUACGCAACUCAAAACACCACAAGAAGAUAGCACGGACUGCCAACCGGCCAAACCAGGACGACACGAAAGUUUAGUCAUUCCGGACAGCAAGCACAUUGACACCAGUCUUCAUGUGGCGGAUGUUCAAGAGGAAACGAGGAGAGCUACUAGCGGGGACAGUCAACCCGCCAAACCAGGAAGACAUGAAAGUGUCAUAAUGGACCACAGCAGCAACAACUACAACGUCAUUGACGCGAGUAUCCGAUUAGAUGCUGCUGUUGUAGCGAAAAGCUUGGACAGUCAGCCGGCAAUACCUGGACGACAUGAAAGUGUCGUCAUGGACCAAAGCAACAACUACAAUGUGGACGCGAGUAUGAGAUUAGAGUCUGUUGUCGAACCUAAAAGCUUGGAUAGUCAGCCCGCAAUGCCUGGACGACAUGAAAGUGUCGUCAUGGACCACAGCAACAACUACAACGUUGACACCAGCAUGAGAUUAGAGUCGGUUGUCGAACCAAGAAGCUUGGAUAGUCAGCCGGCCAUGCCUGGUCGACAUGAGAGCAUUGCCGCCAUUAUCGACAACAGCAAUAAUAUUGACAUGAGCAUGCGUCUCGAUGCUGCCGUAGCAAGAAGAAGACAAUGUGACAGCCAACCGGAAAUGCCUGGAAGACACGAGAGCAUGGCAAUUCUCAUGGACAAUAGCAACAACAUUGACAUGAGCAUGAGAUUGGAUGCUGCUUUGGCAAGGAGAACGUUUUUGGACAGCCCGGAACAAAAGGAGGGCGCGGCGAUCCUGGACAAUGGCAAUAACAUUGACAUGAGUGCGCGUCUGGAUGCUGCUUUGGCGAGAAGACGACAUUGUGACAGUCAGCCUGACAUGCCUGGACGGCACGAGAGCGUGGCUGUCCUCGACUACUGCGACUUGGACAGCCAACCGAUUGUACCAGGACGACAACAGAGUUUGGACACGCUAGGUGGCAGCGACAACAACAACAACAACGUGGACGUUCAGACUCGUUGUGUUAAUCAUGACGGAAAGGAAGAAAAACAGAGUGAGAGUCAUUUGAUCCUCGACUACGACGACGAUCAAAGCAAGCACGAAAGCGCAGAUAUCGAUCACGCGGUUGAGGUUGACACUACAACAAGACCAAUCAUUGCCACCACGUCACCUGAUGCCGCGGAAACUCAGAUCGGCAUCCCAACAAGUAUGAUCAAUCAAGUCGUGGAGAAUGGCCCUAUCGAAGAAGAACCGCACGAGAAUCAGGAUGUGGUGAAGACGCUGGAGCACGAUGCUGCUUGUCGUACGACCACCUGUCUCGUGGACGCCACCAUGAUGAGUGUAGCUACCCUCGAGCUUCGCAGUGCCUAA